Anneissia japonica is the source of this 1061-nucleotide messenger RNA. Its product is annotated as cyclin-dependent kinases regulatory subunit-like. The transcript has 3 exons. Gene Ontology annotation, molecular function: cyclin-dependent protein serine/threonine kinase activator activity; ubiquitin binding; histone binding. Gene Ontology annotation, biological process: regulation of mitotic cell cycle. Bases 100 to 363 code for a protein of 87 amino acids. Lineage: Eukaryota; Metazoa; Echinodermata; Crinoidea; Comatulida; Comatulidae. Gene Ontology annotation, cellular component: cyclin-dependent protein kinase holoenzyme complex; SCF ubiquitin ligase complex. The record is from RefSeq and is a predicted model, not a curated record.
AAUUAAAAUUCACAAAGACAAUCCACCUCUCCACGUACGUAAUACCAGACGAAGUUUUGAUUAUUUGAUGGUGAAAAGUGUGAAUAAAAUUGUAAAAGCAUGUCUCAGAAACAUAUUUACUACUCAGAUAAAUAUUACGAUGAAUGUUUUGAAUAUAGGCAUGUCAUAUUGCCCAAGGAUAUAACCAAACUAGUUCCCAAGACGCAUUUAAUGACUGAAACUGAGUGGCGAGGGAUUGGUGUCCAACAAUCUCAGGGAUGGAUCCACUAUAUGACACAUGAACCAGAGCCACAUAUUCUUUUGUUUAGAAGGCCAAAGACACAACCACUGCAGACAUUACAAGAUAACAAACAGAACAGGUGAAAAGCUAAGACAAGGCAGCAGAUCUACUGCGACUUGUAAAAGACAUUGUAACAAUGUAAAUAUAGUAUUACCUCAUGCACAAGGUGGCAACAAAGGAAAACAGAAGUAUGUACCAUGACUGACACAAAAUAAUUUUUUGAAUGCAGUAUUUUAUUUCAUACCAGUGGACAACUUUCUAUCAAGAAAUCUCAUAAUUUAUUCUGGGAACAUGCAGGAAAGUGCAACAUUAGUUACUUGGAUGUCUGCAACUGGUCUAACAACUUUUGUUAAAAAUAAAUAAUAUAUGUAUUUAAAAGUAUGUCCCACCUGAUAACUUAAGUAGCCAGCAGAUCUAACAGAUUUCCCUGUCCCUGUUUUUAAUAAGGGCUGAAUUAUGUAGGUUAUUUCUUUUAAUGUAGUAGUAAAUAGUAUUAGUUAUUUGUUAUCUAGAAGUGGUUUCUGUGAAUUACACUGUUUUCGAACAUAAAUUUAAUUUCAACAAAAUAAAUUGUCUGACAUUAAUGAUAUUUGGAAUACAUUAUAUAACAUUUAGUUAUUUAAUUUGUUGCCUAGAAGUGGUUUCUGUGAAUUAUACUGUUUUAGAACAUAAACUUCAGCAAAAUGAAUUGUCUGACAUUAAUAUUUUGAAUACAUUAUUUAACAUUUAAUUAUCUAGAGGAAGUCAUAUGGUAGAACCUACCUCCUAUAUGUUACAGAAA